AUGGUCUUGGGUCAAGCGUUCGCUACGAUUGAGGCAAUCACGCUGAUGUCGAUGUUGGUGGAGCGCUUUGAUUUCGAACUGGUGGACCCCAAGAAGGAACCCGCCUAUAUUCCUUCGCUGACCAUGCCCAUGGAUUGCGGUCUCCCUGUGCGCGUUAUCCGUCGCAACCCCAAAGCAUAG
Messenger RNA from Linnemannia hyalina, 180 nucleotides. NCBI's taxonomy places the organism in Eukaryota, Fungi, Mortierellomycota, Mortierellomycetes, Mortierellales, Mortierellaceae. The record is from the annotation of a GenBank genome assembly.